GCAGCAAAAACUCUCAGCUCUUCCUGUAAGCGGCGAAAGGUGACCCGUGAAGAUGGUUCGCUACUCUCUUGACCCAGAAAACCCCACGAAAUCUUGUAAAUCACGAGGCUCAAACCUUCGUGUUCACUUUAAGAACACGCGGGAAACUGCUCAGGCCAUCAAGGGCAUGCACAUCUGCAAAGCUACCAAGUACCUGAAGGAUGUCACUUUAAAAAAGCAGUGUGUGCCCUUCCGUCGGUAUAAUGGUGGAGUUGGGAGGUGCGCCCAGGCGAAACAGUGGGGCUGGACACAGGGACGGUGGCCGAAGAAGAGUGCAGAGUUUUUGCUGCACAUGCUUAAAAACGCAGAGAGUAAUGCUGAGCUUAAGGGUUUAGAUGUAGAUUCUCUAGUCAUUGAACAUAUCCAGGUGAACAAGGCACCUAAGAUGCGCCGACGAACCUACAGAGCUCAUGGCCGGAUUAAUCCAUACAUGAGCUCCCCCUGCCACAUUGAGAUGAUCCUCACUGAGAAGGAGCAGAUUGUUCCAAAACCAGAAGAGGAGGUUGCACAGAAGAAAAAGAUAUCCCAGAAGAAACUGAAGAAACAAAAGCUCAUGGCACGGGAAUAAAUUCAGCAUAAAAUAAAUGCAGAUAAAAGUAAA
Messenger RNA from Arvicanthis niloticus (Nile rat), 640 nucleotides. Lineage: Eukaryota; Metazoa; Chordata; Mammalia; Rodentia; Muridae. The record is from RefSeq and is a predicted model, not a curated record.